AUGGAAACGCAAGCCCGCGCGUACAUCCGGCAGUACCCCGUUCCCACCUGGAUCAACCGUGACAGCCCACUGUACCGUGGCUGGGAGCUCUUUGACAACACUUGGGAAGGGGAACAAACACUGGGAGAGCUGGGACUGACCGCGGAGCCUGAACAGGAGCAUAUGACACGCACUCCUUCCCCGAUCGGCACCACGAACCCGCCGAGCCCGUAUUCACACGGCCCGCCACCAAACACUCACGAACGCGGAACUCUCCGUAACCGCCCCUUCAUCAUGGCUCCCAAGGACCAAGCCCGCAACUACCGCGGCCAGUUCGCGCGUCAGGACAAUGAGGUCUCGGUCACCUCCAAGGAGGCAACGGCCGUCACCUUCGCCGCGGCGGCCCUUACCCACAUGGCUGAGAACCCCGGCCUGUACCCUGCCGAGUGGAACGCCGGAGCAAAGACCAACAAGGCCGCCAUCCUGUCGCUGGCCACCAAGGUUAACCAGGGCGCCGAGGGAACCAAUGAGCCCCAAUCCCCUGCCGAGGUGCUUCGCCGCCUUAACCUCAGGCCUGGCCCAACCACUCCAAGCCGCAAGCGCCACGCAACCAUCAACCUGGUCGACGAUGACGAGGACCGACUCGUCUACAAUACCGCGCCCAAGUUUGGCGGCACCAACCCGUUUGAGUCGCCCGCGAAGAAGCAGGCUAACAACUCCCGGUCCGAGAAGGCCAACCCGGCUGCCGUGGCCACCCUCCUUGAGACCAAGGAGUUCUACCGUGACAUGACCACCUUCAUGAGUCGCUUCGGUAGAAUUGCCAACCUGGAGUUCGAUCCUCGCUGCCCCGCUGUUGAAGACUUCCUGGCCGGUCGCCCUGCCCAGCGCGAUGAUAUGCUCGCCGUCGCCGGCGCCCAUGUUGCCGUCGUGUUUUUGCACGACAAGUACACCACCGCGUGUUUGUUUCCUGCCGGUUGUAUCGACGGUCUGAUGAAGGCUGUAACCACCCUUCGUGCCGCCGACCCCGAGAACAAGACCGACCAGGUACCGGUCUGCUUCGUCCUCCACGCCUUGCUGCGCCUGGACCGGGACUUCGGCGUCGUGAAGAUCCGAUACACCGAGGAUGAUCGCAUUGACAAGCUGGUCACCAUCGCGGCAUGGAAGAACAAGUACGCCGCGUCUCUCGACGCCACCAGCAUCGAGGAGAUGCGUCGCCGCGUGGCAGGCCUAGUCGGCUACGUCAAGGACCACGGCGUGGUCAAAUGCCACGCUCUAACCGAUCGCGAGCCGCAUGAAUGGCAGCUCGCCCUUAGUUCACGUCGCCUGUCGCCCAACGCCACCACGGCAGCGCCGGGCGAGAAGUCGAACUUCGAGUUCACCUCGCGUCUGCCCAACACCAAUCUUGACGGCAAGCAGAAGGUUGUCUACGCCCUCACCAAGAUCAAGGGUGUCGGUCGCCGUUACUCCAACCUCGUCUGCAAGAAGGGCGAUGUCGACCUAAACAAGCGCGCCGGAGAGCUCACCUCCAAGGAGCUCAAGCGUAUCGUCACCAUCAUCCAGAACCUCACCCAGUACAAGAUUCCCGCCUAUACGUCGAAAUCAAACCCCGAACCCACGUUGCACCCCAGAUGGUGGAAUCAUGCAAGACGCGAUAUUGUUGACGGCAAGGACUCGCAGGUCCCCGCCAAUGGUGUCGACUUUAAGCUCCGUGAUGACCUCAAGUGCCUGAAGAAGAUCCGGGCCCACCAUGAUCUGCGACACUACUAG
Messenger RNA from Diaporthe citri, 1746 nucleotides. RefSeq lists its product as uncharacterized. The coding region runs from base 1 to 1746 and encodes 581 amino acids. Gene Ontology annotation, biological process: translation. The record is from RefSeq and is a predicted model, not a curated record. The transcript has 4 exons. Gene Ontology annotation, cellular component: small ribosomal subunit; cytosol; ribosome. NCBI's taxonomy places the organism in Eukaryota, Fungi, Ascomycota, Sordariomycetes, Diaporthales, Diaporthaceae. Gene Ontology annotation, molecular function: structural constituent of ribosome; RNA binding.